GUCCUGGGUUUGACCCUGGACGAGGACCGGUUAGCGGACCCAGGACACACAACACUGUUAAGCCCUUUCACAACAAGCCAGGACCCAGGUUGCUUCGGCAAUAUCCCAGGUCACUGUAGAAGAGAAAAUAUGGCUGAAGAUUUGAGGCGCUUCUUGUAUAAAAAGCUUCCAAGUGUUGAAGGACUUCACGCCAUUAUAGUGUCAGACAGGGAUGGUGUGCCGGUUAUUAAAGUUGCCAAUGAGAAUGCCCCGGAACAUGCCUUGCGGCCAAGUUUCUUAUCCACAUUUGCGCUAGCCACUGAUCAGGGGAGUAAGCUGGGACUCUCCAAAAACAAAAGCAUCAUAUGCUAUUACAACACAUAUCAGGUUGUCCAGUUCAACAGGCUGCCUCUGGUCGUAAGCUUCAUAGCCAGCAGCAAUGCCAACACAGGUCUGAUCCUUAGUUUAGAGAAGGAGCUCGGUCCCUUGUUUGAAGAGCUGCGGCAAGUUGUGGAGAACUCUUGAGCUGAAUCAUCCUGUAGAUGAAUUAUAACUUGAACAUUUGGCAUGAUGAAGAGUUGUUCUUCCUAAAGCAAACCUAUAUAGAACACCCCAGAGGUGCUGUAGUUUCUAUACUGCACGGAAUGGAGAUUACAUUGUGCUGUGGAUAUGGAGCACUCUAUGCCUCUAUACUUGUCAUUAGGGUACUGUAUGUCUCCCUUGUCAGCUGUGGGCCUUCACCUGGGAAGGUGCUUCCAACAGUCAAGAAACAGUACGUCAUUGUGGGCACAUUCACUGUUUAACAGUUUUUUAUUCUUUUCAGUGAAAGAACCUGUCAAAUAAAUUCUUUAUUUACACAAGAA
Pseudophryne corroboree (corroboree frog) is the source of this 842-nucleotide messenger RNA. RefSeq names its product late endosomal/lysosomal adaptor, MAPK and MTOR activator 3 (gene LAMTOR3). Lineage: Eukaryota; Metazoa; Chordata; Amphibia; Anura; Myobatrachidae. The record is from RefSeq and is a predicted model, not a curated record. Gene Ontology annotation, cellular component: Ragulator complex. The transcript has 7 exons. Gene Ontology annotation, biological process: cellular response to amino acid stimulus; positive regulation of TOR signaling. Bases 130 to 504 code for a protein of 124 amino acids.